AUGGCAGCUGCGGAUCCGCUGCGGGGGCUCUGCGAAGAACUGACCUGCUCCAUCUGCCUGGACCACUUCAAGGCUCCGGUGAUACUGGACUGCGGGCACAAUUUCUGCCAGGCCUGCCUGGCCCAGUGCCCGCCGGCCCCCGACGCAGAGGCGAUGUGCCCCCAGUGCAGGGCGCCGUUCCGGCCAGGGGGCGCCAAGCCGAACCGGCAGCUGGCGAACCUGGUCGAGCUGCUCAAGGAGCUGCAGGAGAGCAAGCGCGCGGCGGGCGGGGGCGGCGUGUGCGAGCGGCACCGGGAGCCCCUGAAGCUCUUCUGCAGGGACGACGCCGCCGCCAUCUGCGUGGUGUGCGACCGCUCCAAGGAGCACCGCGAGCACGGCGUGAUCCCCCUGGAGGAGGCUGUCCAGGAGUGCAAGGAAAAAAUCCAGGCCCAGAUGACGUCUCUGGAGAAAGAACGAGAAAACCUCAAGAAUCAGAAACUGGCUGAGGAGCUGAGGAGCCAGGAAAGCCUGAAACUGUUAGGAGAGGAGAAGCAGAAGAUCAACUCCGCCUUUGAACAAAUGCAUACGUUUCUUGAAGAAGAAAGAAGUCUGUGCCUGGCCCAGCUGAAUGUUCUGGAGAAAACGGUGGAGAAGAGGCAGGAAGAAAAUAGCACCCGGCUCGUGGAGAAGAUUUCCCAGCUCGGUGACCUGAUUGCAGAAAUGGAGGGGAAGCUCCAGCAGUCAGCAAAUGAAUUUCUGCAGGAUUUCAACAAAAUCCUCAACAGGUCUCAGGAGGAACAAGCAGGCCAAGCACCAGACCCGUCCCCUCGGCUGGAUGGCAGAGUCGCCCAGUGCUGCCAGAUGAACCGCGCUUUAGAAAACUCUCUGGCAAAAUGCAGAGAUAUCCUGGAACUCGUACUGAACACAGCAUUUUGGGAGCAAGCAUCACAGAAAGCCGUGGAUGUGACCCUGGACCCCAUCACGGCCCACCCUGAUCUCAUUCUCUCUGGCGACCUCAAGUGUGUGAAAUGGGAAGGCAUCGGGCUAGACCUGCCUGACAACCCGGAGAGAUUCGAUGAGACCUGCUCCGUGCUGGGCUGCGAAAGAUUUUCUAGUGGGGAACACUGGUGGGAGGUGGAGGUCGAUGGGCGGAUAUGGGAAACGUGGUGUUCGGGCAAAGCCACGGAGGUCAUGUGGGCCGUAGGAGUUGCGCGGGAGUCUGUUGCAAGGAAGGGGAAAAUCAAUCAUUAUCCUAACGAAAAUAUUUGGGCCGUGGGGAAGGCCAUGAGUAACUUGUUCUUGUCUUGUAAAUUCUGGGCUUUUACUUCCCCUGGAUGGACUCCCUUGACCCUGAGAAAUGAGCUCAGAAUGAUACGGGUGUACCUGGACUAUGAAAAGGGCCGUGUGGAAUUCUUUGAUGCCGAUACGCAAGAUGUGAUUUUCACUUUUUCCACCUCUUUCAUGGGAGAGAGCAUCCGUCCCUAUUUCUGGGUGAAUCCGGGGGUCCGAAUGAAAUGCAGAGAUAUGAGGAGCACCCCAGCACCGUCACUUUGUCUGUCCUGAAAGUGGGGGGAACCCCAGAAUGUUUCCGGAGCUGAAUGGGAACAGGCAAAAGAGUGACAGAAGAGGGAUGAGCAGCUGGCACCUCUUUGCUCGCUCGCCUUGGCUCAGAGGUCCCUACCAGCCUGUUCCCUGCCACUCCUGCAGGCCUUGGAAACGAGGUUCUUCACUCUGCCCCAGUGAGAGAGCCUGAUGACCUGUGAGUAUUCAUUUAUUGCAAGCUUUUCUAGACUGUCAGCAAAGCCACACGGCUCUCUGGACAAUUAACAACAGUUUAAAAUGCAAUUAAAAGGCAUAAAAAUCCAUAUAACAUCAUAAAACAAAUUGAAUAAAAUCAAACCAUUAAUUCCAUCAGCAUGAACACUGUGCUGCCCCCAUAGAGUGGCCAUAUUGGACACAUUUAAUAUUUACAAAUUUACAAAUAAAUUAAAAAUACUAAAAUAAAUAAAAAUAUAUUUAUUCAUAAAUAAAAUACUAACUUAAAAUUAGAAUCAAAACUGUCAGCAAUUUAAAUGCUUCAAAAAUUAAAAAAAGUCUUUGCCUAGCGCCUAAAUGUGUACAAUGUAAGUGCCUGGCACACAACUCCAGGGAGCCGAUUCCAAAGAUGGGGUACCAUGACCGAAAAGGCCCCACUCCGAGUAGCCAACUUCCUAGAAUCUUUUAAAAGCAGUGCCUGAAGCAAGAUCUCUGAUGAAAAUCUUAGGGUCUGGGUAGGCUUGUGUGGGUGGAGCAAUGUAACAGGAAGGUGCAAUAUAACAGGGACAUUAUAUAUAACAGCUUUAAUUGUUGUAGCAGAUAAAUGUGAAAUCAGGUCUAUGCAAUGAAAAAGACCCAAUACAUUAGAGAAAAUGAA
This is a messenger RNA of Varanus komodoensis (Komodo dragon), 2392 nucleotides long. RefSeq names its product zinc finger protein RFP-like. The record is from RefSeq and is a predicted model, not a curated record. The transcript is spliced from 8 exons. The coding region runs from base 1 to 1542 and encodes 513 amino acids. NCBI's taxonomy places the organism in Eukaryota, Metazoa, Chordata, Lepidosauria, Squamata, Varanidae. Gene Ontology annotation, molecular function: protein binding; zinc ion binding.